AUGGAAAAUAAUAAUAAUAAUAAUAAUAAUAAAGAAAUCAUUUUAAUUAAUGAUAAUUCAAAUGUUGUUCAAAAUAUUUGGGUAUUUCAAAUUGAAAACAUUAGUAGCAAAAAAUUUAGUAAUUUUGCGAAAAAUACAGUUGAUUCACUUUCCCCUAAUGCUUGGCUUAAUGAUGAAGUUAUUGGAUUUUAUAUUUUUUUUGUACUCCAACCAAUUUAUCAUCUCAAAGAUAUUGUAAUUAAUGAUUCUUUUUAUUUAGAAUGUCUCAAAAAUAAAAAUAUCAAAAAAAUAGAACAAAUUCCAGAAAAUAUAAAUUAUUCUAUUUAUAUAAUCAACCACAAUAAUCAACACUGGUAUUUUAUUAUUGUAGAUUUAACAGAGUUUAAAAAUAAUGGAUCAAUCAAAAUUUUUAACCUAGACUCUAUGGAAAAAAAAUAUAUGAAUGAUGAAACAUUGGAAUCAAUUAAAAAAGAUAUUAAAAAUAGACUCUCUUCAAAAAAUAAUAACCACAAACCAUUAUAUUCAAAUUAUAAUGUUAAAGUUCCACUCCAAAAAGAUAACAAUUCAUGUGGUCUAUAUUUACUAGAAACAUUAGAGGUUUUUUUUCAAUCCCAAAAUAAAAAACAAAUUUUAGAAAAUGGUUUCCCACAUUCUUUUUCAACUGAUUUAGCAAAUAGAAAAAGAAUAGAAAUUUUAUCUUAUUUUGAUGAUAAUUAUUUUAAAAAUCAUCUUGAUCAAGAAAUACAAUCAAAAGUUUCAAAUAUUAAAUUAUUAUGGACUAAACUACCUUAUAGUAUUUUAAAAAAUUAUAAUAAUAAUAAUAAUAAUAAUAAUAAUAAUAAUAAUAAUAAUCAACAAAAUACUAUUUUAAAUAAUUUAAAUAAUACUAUAGAUAAUAGUUUAAAUCGUUAUAAUAAUAAUUUAAAUAAUUUAAAUAGUAAUAAUUUUAAUAAUAGUUUAGAUAUAGAUUCAUCAAUUUAUAAAAUAAUUCUUUUUCCAGUAUGGGAUGAAUAUUUUAAAUUAGAAAAAGUUAAAGAUAGUUUAAAAGAUCAAGAAAAAGAUAGAUUUAAAGAGUUGGAUUUUUUAUUUAAAAGUAUACAAACUGAUUGUAGUUCAAGAACAGAAAUACUACCAACUCUUAGUUGGUUUCAAGAAUUAUUAUUUGAUAAAAUAAUAAAUUAUAAUGAUUUAAUAAUUCAUAUAUAUGAUAAUGAUAAAGAAAAUAAAAAUUUAUCAAAGAAUUUAUUUAAAAAAGAUUUUAAUUUUUUAAAAAUUUAUGAUGGUAAUGAUGAAAAUUUAUCAAAUUUAAUUAUAAAAGAAGAAACAGAAGAAAUAAAAAUUAAAAAAACUGAUUUUUUAUUUGAUAUUGAAUCAAAUUUUUAUAGAAAUUCAAUCAAAACAGUUUUUGGUAAUAGACUUGGUAAAGGAAAUAAUUUAAUUAAAGAUAUUGAUUUAAAAGAAAAACUAAAAAGAUCAAUUUCAAAAGGUAUCCCUAAAGAUAUUAUUAAAGCUAAAAUCAAUUUAAAUUUUGAAAGAGAAAUCGAAAGUGUUUGUAAAGAUAAAGAUAAUUUUUUUGAAAAAUUAAUCUCAAGAUCAUCAAAAUCAAUAAUUGAAUUAUAUAGUGGUAUAGAAGGUUUCAGUUAUAAUUACGAAAUUGUUAAAUUAACAACUUUGGCUUUUACAAAUUAUAAGAAUCAUUUCAAAAUUAGGUUUGAAAAAACUGUUUCCAAUUAUUUAUAUCAAUUUCAAGAAGAUUUAUGUAUCACAAAAUAUCUUAUACAUGCAUUCAUUAAUAGUAUUUUCCAAUCAAACAAAAAUUAUAUUUCAAGUAGUUUGUUCAAAUGGAGUGAAGAGUUUAAAGCAUUACAUAAUGAACUCUUAUAUACCUGGAAGUAUGUAAAAUAUCAAAGCUGUUAUCUUUUUGGUGAAAUGGUAUUAUUAAAAUUAUUAAAAAAAAUUGAAACUAAAAUGUAUCAAAGAAACCUUGUCAAUAGUAAACCUCCACAUGUUGUUGCUGAAAAUGGUAAAUCAUUAGAGUAUGAUUAUAAUUUACCAAUAAACGAUACUUCAAAUAUCACUUGGAGAGAAGAAAACAAACUAGAAAGAUUAAUGCAACCAAGACCAAUCACUAAACAAAAUUUAUCAGAUGACUAUUUAGAGCAAAUUAGACUUGGUAAUUCUUCAAUUUUAUUUAAGAGAUCCAUCCAUGAUUGGUUUAUUAUUUGGUAUUUAAAUUAUAAUGUCAAAGAUCUUGAUUAUUCAGAUUGGCAUCAAGUACUUUUACAGUUUUCAAUUUUUUUAUUUAAUCGUAAAGGUUCAAUUAUUAAGCAAUCAUUAUCGGAAAAGAAAAAAAGAAAUCAAUUAUUAAAUAAUGUAAUGAUCGAUGGUACACUUAGAUCAAUAAAUAGAAUCACUAGAAAAGAAUGUAUGAUCCAAUUAGAAUCAAGAAAUGUUCAAUUUCACGAAAAUUGUCCAAAAAGAAUUCUUUUACAAAUUCUUAAAAAAAAACUUUUAGAAAUACAAGAGGCAAAAGAAGAAGAAAAAUCAAAUCUUACCAAAGUUGAAAAGAUUAUUAUUGUUAAAGGUAAUGAAAAUCAAUUUAUCAAUUCUUUAUUGGGUUCAUUAAUGUAUAGUGAUGAAAAAGAAUUAUUUGAAUUGAAUCAAAUUCAAUUAAAUCAAUCAAAAGAAAUUUUAGAAAAUAAACUUUAUGAAAUUAAUCUUCAAGAACAAAAAGAUCAAAUUAAAAGAGAUCAAUUAAAAGAAAAUGAUAAGCAAAUUAAAAAUCAAAUAUUAAAAGAAAAGAAUGUUAAAAAGAGAACAAUUCACCAACAACAAGAACAAGAUCAAUCAAUUUUAAUCUAUCCAAGCUCUACAAAUAUUUUCAAAAAACAAAAAACAAAUGAUUCUUUAUCAUUAACAACAAAAUCAAUUUUACCACACCAACUUUGUAUUGCUUGUAAUAAAAAGAAAUUUGGUAGUGGUUGCAGUAACCAAAGAUGCCUAGAUUGUUGUAAAUUUUAUUUAAAUAAUGAUAAAACAAAAAUUUGUAAAUAUGGAUAUCAUAGACAACAGUUAUUAGAUAGUGAUAAUAAUAAUAAUAAAUAUAGUAUGCUACCAGGUGGUUCAUCAAAUGAAAAAAUAAAUCUAACAAAAAAACCAAAAACAAUAACAAUGGAAACUUUUCAAUUAACUUCAAGUUAUAAAUUUAAAGAAAUUUAUGGUAUUGUUAAUUAUGGUGAUACCUGUUUUUUCAACUCGGCAAUUCAAUCAAUAUUUAAUUCUCAACUAUGUGAUAUUUUAAAAGAAGAAAUUGAUUGGUCACUAGAUAAAACCAAAUUAAAACAAUUAAUAGAUUAUAGUAAUAUUCAUAAUCAAUUAGAAAAAUAUGAUAUUAUUUUAAAAAAUGUUAACAUUUUAAAAGAUAAUAGAGCCAUUAUUAUUGCUUUCAACUUGAUUCCAUUAUUUCAAAAAAUUGCUAAAAAAUAUAAUGACUCAUCAAAAGAAAUUUUAGAAGAUAUUAAGGAAGAAGUAGAUAUAAUAAAUGUUUUUUUCAAAGAAAUAACUGGUAAUGAAAAUCAAUCUCAACAAGAUAUUAUAGAAUUUAUCAAUUUUUUUUAUUCAAUUUUUGAUACAUUUUUUAUUAAUAGAAUUAUUUUACAACAACAACAACAAGUUGAACAAGUUGAAGAAAAAGAAGAAGAAUUAUUAUUAGAUUUAAAAAUUAAUUCUAAAAUUAAAUAUAUUAAAAAAUAUAAGAAUUUAUUUUCAAAAUAUGAUUUUCAUAUACAUAAUUUUUAUCAAAUUUUAAAAGAAAUUAAAGACCAAAAUGAUUUUCAAAAUUUAUUAAAAGAAAAAAAGGAUCAAGAUAGAAUUAGAGAUCAAAAGAAAGAAGAAAGUUAUAAAAAAAUUAAAGAAGAAAAUUCAAAUAAAACACCUCUAAAUCAACGAGAUACUGAUUUUUUGAAAGAAGAAAUUAAACUUCAAAGAAAAGAAAAACUUGAAAUAUUUGAACAAGAAAUUAAAAAAAAACAUCAUCCACUUACCCUUCAACUAUUAUUAAAAAGAGAAAUUAUUAGAAUGUGUAAAUCUUGUUUUCAAAUCACAGAUCAUAGUUUCACCCGAGAUAUUGGUGAAUCCUCUUGUUUAGAAGAAUCUCAAAUCACAGAUAUUACAAACAAAAUUAGCAAAAGUAUUAUUGAAAUGACACACGAAAAUAUUUUUUGUCCAUUUUGUUUUAAAAACAAUUUUUUAGAGAGAAAAUUACUUUUAGAGCAACCUAAAAUACUUUACAUUAAUUUCAAAAGAAAUGUUUUCAAUUAUUUAACUGGUGAUUUUGAAAAAUCAAAAAAAGAAAUUAAUUUUCAAAUAAUUAAUCAAAUUCAAAUUUUUAAUAAUAAUAAUGAUGAUUAUGAAAGAUAUUUUUAUCAAUUCAAGUCCAUAUCAAAACAUAUUGGUAGUCAUUCAAAUAAUGGUCAUUAUAUUUCAUCAGUUUUAACCAAAGAUAAUAGUGAAAUAAUCAUUUGUAAUGAUCAAAAUUUAUCAAAACUUCAAAAAUUAGAUAUUUCAUAUUUUAAUCAAAGUUGCACAAUUUUUUAUAAUUUAAAUAAUAAUAUUAAAAAUGAUCAAAAUUUA
This is a messenger RNA of Dictyostelium purpureum, 4632 nucleotides long. RefSeq lists its product as uncharacterized. The transcript has 4 exons. The annotation marks the transcript as partial. The record is from RefSeq and is a predicted model, not a curated record. NCBI's taxonomy places the organism in Eukaryota, Evosea, Eumycetozoa, Dictyosteliales, Dictyosteliaceae. Gene Ontology annotation, molecular function: cysteine-type deubiquitinase activity. Gene Ontology annotation, biological process: protein deubiquitination.